CGCACCGUUUCCAAACAAUACUCAGGAAAAAGCCACGUUGACGAUCGCCACUGAAGAGUAGUCCCCAAUUUGAGGCAGAAUAAAGUCGGAGUUUGCGAGUGAGACGCCUCGCUUCCUUCCCGCAGCAGACUCCGGGUCCGAGCAGCCAUGUCGUCGCCCCCGAAGGAGAAAGUGGAAACCAAAGGCGGACAUCCCCCAGCAGUGAAAGCAGGAGGGAUGAGGAUAGUGCAGAAGCACCAGCCAGCUCCCGCCCCAGAACCACCCCAGAAAGAGGACGAGGAGUUUGUCAGCAGCAGUCCACCAAAGGUCCCCGUGGUUGUGUCUGGAGUGAUUACAAAGGGCGAUAAGGACUUCACCCCGGCGGCCGCCCAGGUGGCCCACCAGAAGCCCCAGCCGAGCAUUCCCAAGCACGCCCCUGCGAUGCAGAUCAACCAGCACAUCAACCAGCCCCGCAAGUGAGCCAGGCGGCCUUCUGCAGCGGCUACGCUAACUCCACCGGCUGGCCUUCCCCACGGAACACAGGAAAUGAAGAUUUUUUUUUCCUUCUUUUUUUUUUUGUUUUUUUCCUCCCACCAGGCGCAGAUCUUUAAAUAAUGAUUCGAGUAAAUUUUGUUUGGAUUUGGUUAACUGUCUACACAGCCAUCCCGAAGUCCUUGUCUUUAUGCCACAUGCUGCUCAGGUGCUGCACUCUGCGUUCAGCCCUUUAAGGUCCUCUCCGUUCAAGGGGUUGUUUGGCAAUCGUAAAGUCUUAAGGCGGUGUAGUCAGGGUCAGGCGCUUCUAAAACGGUUCAUUCUCCAAGAACAUUUAUCGUCUUACAAAUUCAGAUCUGAGUCUGUUGGGGGGGGGGGAAAUCCUCACGACGACAAAUCAAUCACAGCUACCUAUCGAUCAGACCAACCAAUCACCUCACAGUGACGAGUCCAGGCUCCAGCCUCCUACCUUCAACCUUCUCAAACCAAAAGAGGACAAAAACAAUCAAACUUCACCACAAACAAAGGACCACAGAAAGCAACUUUUAAACUGAAUCAGCUUCGCACGGAGCUAAAAGUGCAACCUGGAAAGUAUUAACCAAUCAAAACACACAUCAAUGAGGGAAUUAGCAACUCUGACAAGCAUUCCUACUCACUCAGUUUAUCACGUUAAGACUGAAAUGUCAUCAAGGGAGAGAGAGAGGUUGUGUUUGACCACACAGUAAAGUGUACAUAUAUUUACCGCAAACAGGAAUUUGCACGUCUUUAAUAUUUCAGAAAUUAUAGCCUUUCUCUCUGCAAUUAUUGCCGUCUCUACUCAAAUCGCCACUUUAUGCAUGCCGGGCAGUGACUGAGAAAACAGAAAUAAAACGCUUGCUUUUGGGUUCUUGCAAAAAAAAAAAAACUAAAAAAAAAAACCCAGUCAGCUUUCAUCGGUUUCUUCCAGUGUCUCUGUUCCACUGAGGAGACUUACCUUUCUCUGACUCAGCUGGAAUGAUAUCUACCCAUCCCUGGCAGUGUUCAGUACGUUUUAUUCUGCAGGCUCGACCCGUUCCACAUGUACCAGCAGUGCCUCAUCGCUUAGAAAACAAAUGUUUUUAGGCUCAUUUGCUUCACGAGGAUUUACAUUUUCAUCAGCGACGCAAUGGGACAACAGCCAAAAAAAUGUACACGAUGCUUUGUGUUUGCGUUAACAUUCACCCGAACGUCACAGGGGAGGUAAUUAUAAGGUGAACAAAGCGUCGCAGAGAAGCAGCUCAGGAAAAUAAAAGCGGGGGACAAUAUCUGUCAGAUGCAGGUAAAAGCGGAAACGUACAAAAACAGUGAUUUCUACAUUCCAGACAAAAGGUUUGAGCAAAGUUGUCUGUCAAGUGCACAAAGGAACCAAAACACAUUUAUUUCCAGCAAGAAUACUGGUAUUUCUGGUCUAGAUUGGCUUUUCAAAGAAAAAAAAAAAACAUAUCUAAACACACACACACACACACUCGUGCAUCACCCUUUCCCUUAAUCACCCAUCCCCUUACACUCAAGUGUCAUCACAACACUAAUGUUCAGGUUUCCAGGAAAGAGCUUUUAUCAUGCCAAGAAGGAAUAAUUUCCACUGUUAAUUUAAGU
Messenger RNA from Salarias fasciatus (jewelled blenny), 2085 nucleotides. RefSeq names its product death-associated protein (gene dap). NCBI's taxonomy places the organism in Eukaryota, Metazoa, Chordata, Actinopteri, Blenniiformes, Blenniidae. Bases 148 to 459 code for a protein of 103 amino acids. The record is from RefSeq and is a predicted model, not a curated record. Gene Ontology annotation, biological process: apoptotic signaling pathway; cellular response to amino acid starvation; negative regulation of autophagy. The transcript is spliced from 4 exons. Gene Ontology annotation, molecular function: death domain binding.